AUGGCAGCAAAUAGCUAUAGCAUUAUUACCUUUCUUCUUGUUCUUAUGGGAGCUUUACUCCCCAUCCUAACUGAGUCCCGCCAGCUGCAGCAUACGGCCAAGGCGGUCAUAGGCGUUGAUGAGCUUAGAACCUACCUUACAGCCUUUGGAUAUCUUUCCAAGGACUCCACCAACGAUGAACAGCAGCAGCAGCACCUCUUAGAAUCUGCACUGAAGACGUACCAGAGAACCUACAAGUUAAAAGUUACUGGAAAGUUGGAUUCCGACACAAUGGAAUUGAUAAGCACACCGCGAUGUGGAAUGCCUGAUCAUAAUCUCAUCAAUGGUACUACUCAAAAGGGUUCCCAUCAAGCCCUCUAUAAACUCGGAUCAACAUUAUGGCCACCCACAAUGUACCAUCUCCCAUACUUAAUCUCCCAGGGAGAUAUUCCCGCAAUAGGAAUUAUAGGAUACGACGCUUUGGCUCAAGCAGCUGCUCAAGCAUUCGCCAUAUGGGCUGCAGUUUCCAAUUUUACAUUUACUGAAGUCGGACAAGAUAAACCCUAUUACCUGGACCUUAGCUUUCGACUUGGUGAGCAUGGAGAUGGCCAACCCUUUGAUGGUCCGCUUGGGGUAUUAGCGCAUGCUUUCUUCCCCACGCGUGGACUUCUGCAUUUUGAUGCAGAUGAGAAUUGGAGUUUGGCACCAAAACAGGACCAGUUUGACUUGGUAUACACAGCUCUACAUGAAAUAGGUCAUCUUCUUGGACUUGCUCACAGUGAGAAUCCUGAUGCAGUAAUGUAUGCUUCCAUGAAGCCAGGUGCCCACUCGAGGGUUUUGCACGCCGAUGACAUUGCUGCAAUACAUGCUAUGUACUCUUAA
Messenger RNA from Argentina anserina (silverweed cinquefoil), 861 nucleotides. Its product is annotated as metalloendoproteinase 5-MMP-like. Gene Ontology annotation, cellular component: extracellular matrix. Gene Ontology annotation, biological process: proteolysis; collagen catabolic process; extracellular matrix organization. Gene Ontology annotation, molecular function: zinc ion binding; metalloendopeptidase activity. The transcript has a single exon. NCBI's taxonomy places the organism in Eukaryota, Viridiplantae, Streptophyta, Magnoliopsida, Rosales, Rosaceae. The record is from RefSeq and is a predicted model, not a curated record. Bases 1 to 861 code for a protein of 286 amino acids.